Messenger RNA from Zymoseptoria tritici IPO323, 1278 nucleotides. RefSeq lists its product as uncharacterized. The coding region runs from base 1 to 1278 and encodes 425 amino acids. Gene Ontology annotation, cellular component: 90S preribosome; nucleus. The record is from RefSeq and is a predicted model, not a curated record. NCBI's taxonomy places the organism in Eukaryota, Fungi, Ascomycota, Dothideomycetes, Mycosphaerellales, Mycosphaerellaceae. The transcript has a single exon. Gene Ontology annotation, biological process: maturation of SSU-rRNA.
AUGUCGAAACGAAAACGGGACGACGAGCCGGAAAGCGGCGCUGUGAAGAUUUACAAAGACUACAGGAAACUGCGACAAAUAGUCGGUGCCUUCAACGAAAGCUCCGAGCAACUUGCGAAAGCGUUCAAAACAGCCAGAGGAUUCGAGCGACAAAAGCUAGGCCGACGAAGGAAGAAUGCUGCGGCGCAGAAGGAUGACAAAGAUGUGGAGAGAAUAGACGCAGAAGUGGCUGCACUGAAGACGUUGGACGUAACAACUGCUGCGCAGCAUCAUCUGGCCAAAUCGCUCCUGAAAAUAAAGGCUGUAGCGACAUGUCUGGAACUGCCUGUGGAAAUCAGCAAGCCGAAACCCUUACCCUCCGACGCUCCAUCUUUGAACGUGAACGCCCGACUGUGCAACUCAAAUCCGGUGAAGGAGGUGUUCGCACCUGCUAUGACAAGGGUAAAGGCUGUAUUUGGGAUUGUGGACGAGGUUGCCGCUCCGGCGAAGAAGAAGAGGUUAAGAGCGAAGGACUAUGAGAAUGUAGCGGCAGGCGAGAAAGCGGAAGUCAAAGCUGCCGCGGUAGAUACACAGGAGGAGGACGAUAUCGAGGCUAUGGCAGAGAGCGAUGAGCACUCGGACGUUGAGAUGGAUGAUUACCGUGGCCGUCUGGCAUCCUCUGACGAUGAGAGUAACAUGGCAGAGACGUCCGACGUUGAAGAACUUGAGCGUAUGCUGGCUGAGGAAGGACUAUCACGAAAGCCGACUUCGACCAACAAAUACGAUCCUGCAGCCGAUCUGUCCCUCGACGACGCAUCGUCACGAACCGACUCGGAGGGAGAGAUAGAGAAAGCAAAACCCAAGAAAGCAGCAACAACAGCAAUCAAAAAGUCUGCUUUCAUCCCGUCUCUCAGUAUGGGAGGCUAUAUAUCGGGCAGCGGAUCCGAUCUUGACGACGAUCUAGACAUUGCACCGAAGAAGAAUCGCCGUGGCCAACGCGCUCGACAGGCCAUCUGGGAGAAGAAAUUUGGCACCAAAGCUAAGCAUGUGAAGACACAAGAUCGGAAUCAAGGCUGGGAUGCGAAGCGAGGUGCGGUGGGAGGCAGAGAUGAGAAACCGCAUCGAUUUGCAAACGCGGCCAACGCGCAGCCUCUCGGACCCAGGAAAGGAGAGGCCAAGAAGCCGAAGGAGCGCGACGAUACUGGACCGCUGCAUCCCAGUUGGGAGGCUGCGAAGAAGGCGAAGGAGAAGAAGGCCGUUCCGGUGGUCUUUUCGGGUAAGAAGAUUAGCUUCGACUGA